Molecule: messenger RNA, 2157 nt
Organism: Ceratitis capitata (Mediterranean fruit fly)
Lineage: Eukaryota; Metazoa; Arthropoda; Insecta; Diptera; Tephritidae
Exons: 7
Coding region: 215-2086 (623 amino acids)
Source: RefSeq, a predicted model, not a curated record
AUCCAUUAAAUUGUUUGCUUCACUUUGUACGAUGAAGAAGAGAUAAUUUUGACAUUUCAUGACAGUUCAAAAUCGUAAAAAAAGAUGAGUAUUAUGAAAUUUCAAUGCGCUCAGCCUUAAUAUAAAUACCAGCCUCAGCAAAAAUAUGCUAGAUUCUUUAUUUUCGGUUUUUCGAUACAUUGAGCGCGACUAGCAAUAAAUCUUUCGUAAAAAAAUGCAUCAAAUGCUCUUCAAUUUUAUUAUAAAUCAUUUUUUGAAAGCGAAUAUUUAUACGCUCUUAGUGUUCAAUUGCUGGGAUUGGCAGGUUCAACGUCAGUUUUUACAUAAGCUCAAUGAGAGAUCUCUGUAUACGCGUUUUGUACACAUUGAAACGGCUGAUUUCUCGGGGGAUUUUGAAAGUCACUACUUGCGACAUGGUCGACCUGGUUUGGGAGCGUACUUAGACAUGAAUUGUAAUAGAUCGGCGGAGCUAAUGGGUACACUCAGCCAUUGGCGACUCUACAACGAACACUACAACUGGCUACUCUACGAUCGUACCGCUGAUUUGGACAACUUCAGACGUAUCUUCACCGAUGCCAACUUAGCUGUGGAUGCAGAGCUUACGUAUGCGAUCUUAAAACCAACGUUACCUCGCAAUCUCACUGAAGCGAGCAAUAUCUCGUACAUAGCAUAUGAUGUCUAUAAUAACGGUCGUUUUUUGGGUGGCAAAUUGAACAUGACUUUGGAUCGUGAAUUUGAAUGCAAUCUGGAGAGUUGUUAUAUAAAACGUAACAUCAGCGCAUUACACACGCGCACCAAAUACGGCAAUCGAAAUCUGCUACAUGAUAUAACAAUGCGUGUAACGGUGGUGGUCACCAAGCGACCGCUGAGUUUGCCUGUGCCGGUGUUAUUGGACUUUCUCACCUCCGAGAACAAUUCAGAUGUUGAUCCAAUCUCGCGUUUUGGUUAUAAAAUAUUUUUGAUCUAUAAAGAUUUCUUCGGUUGCAAAAUGCGUUACACCUUUCGCGCCCACUGGGGCUUAAACGAUACUCACGGCGGUGGUGUCGGCGAUGUGGCUUUGGGUUACUCCGAUUUCUUAUCGACACCCUUCCUCAUCUCAGCUGAACGUCUUAGGUACUUCUCACCUCUCGUCGAAAGUGGCGGCUUUCGUUUGUUGUGCCUCUUUCGUACCCCGCGUAGUACCGGCAUGAAAGGUAGCGCAUUCAUAGAGCCUUUUAAUGGCUCUGUUUGGCUUGUGUUUGGCAUUUUGUUGGUGGUGUCGGCAAUUUUUCUAUGGCGUACAUUCGCCUUGGAGUUGCGAAACUUUCAUACGAAUUUAUCGUAUAAACCAUCAUUGCUGUCGACGGCACUCUUGGCUUUCGGCUCGGCUUGCUAUCAGGGUAGCAGUAUUGUGCCAUCUUCGGCUGGUGGACGUAUGGCAUAUUUUUCACUCUACUCAGCUACUUUUAUGAUGUAUAAUUAUUAUACAUCGAUUUUACUUUCCACUCUAUUGGGCACACCGCCGAAGUCGGAUAUCAAAACACUGGGACAGUUGGCGGAUAGUGCAUUGAAUGUCGGUUUGGAGCCGCUGCCUUACACGUAUGUCUUUUUGAAUGGCUCCCAAUUGCCCGAUGUGCGUCGUUUUGUCUAUCGCAAAAUUGAGUCGAAAAAAGAUCCGGAAAAGCUUUGGAUCUCUGUGGAGGAGGGUAUCUUAAAAGUACGUGAUGAACCGGGUUUCGCUUUCGUGCUGGAGACAUCGACGAGUUAUCCCUUUUUGGAACGGAAUUUUCUGCCACAUCAGAUCUGUGAUUUAAACGAAGUGCUGAUGCGUCCCGAUAAAAGUCUCUUCACUCAACUGCAUAAGAACUCAUCCUAUAAGGAGUUGACGCGCUUAAGAGGCAUACGCAUGUUGGAAACGGGCGUUUGGCGUAAGCACCGCAAGCACUGGUUUCGUGAACAUCUCAAUUGUGUGCCCAGCAAUUAUCUCUUUGCCGUGGGUAUGGAGUACACAGCGCCGCUCUUUUUAAUGCUCGCUUUUUCCUACAUCUUGUGCUUGGUAAUCUUGCUAGUGGAGAAGCUCAUUAAACGCAUGCAAGAAAGAUUUUAAUAACAGGUUUUACGAGGGGUUACUCUCAUUUGACAUACAAUUCUAUGUGGAGCAUAAAAUAUAAUGUUAUG